Molecule: messenger RNA, 1906 nt
Organism: Cimex lectularius (bed bug)
Lineage: Eukaryota; Metazoa; Arthropoda; Insecta; Hemiptera; Cimicidae
Product: sorting nexin-24-like
Exons: 5
Coding region: 7-564 (185 amino acids)
Molecular function (GO): phosphatidylinositol phosphate binding
Source: RefSeq, a predicted model, not a curated record
CGUACGAUGGUACUAUUCAAUUCCCAACGUUUUAGAAAAUUAUCAAAUUUAUUAUUAUCGCUUUUUUUCCCAGCAUCAAAAGUGGGUACCAGAAUUAUGAUGAACGAUAUUUACAUUCCAAGCUACAGAUUGGUGCAGGAUACCAAACCAUAUUACGUCUAUUUAAUCCAAGUAUGCGCUAGAGAACUUGGUCUCUUUGGUACUGUCGAAAAAAGAUACAGUGCUUUUCAUUCCUUGCACAGAGAACUCAGAAAACAAUUUUCAACUCCUCCAUUUCCACCGAAAAGAAUAAGAUGCUCUCAAGUGAGAGUACUCGAACAAAGGAGAAAAGAGCUUGAAACCUAUUUACAGACAAUGUUUCAUUUUGUGCCAAGCAGAAAUUUUGUAACUAACUUUUUGGGCUUGUCAUUAUCCUCGAACCAUUCUGUCAACAGUGACAAUCAUCAUCAUCAACCUAUAUUUAAACUUGAAAACUCAAUGUUUACAAAACGAACUGGCUUGCCUAACAUAAUCAAAGACGGAGUACUGGAUGCUCUUUAUGGCUCGGCAAAUCAAGUUUCUUGACCCUACUAUUAUUUGUCACUGGAGGCUGAUAAAUGAAAUCCACAUAAUGUGAAAUGAUGUGCCAAAACAAUAUGGAUAUCUACAUUAAUUUUAUUAAACUUGAACAAAACUGUAUAUUUUAAAUUAAUUAAAUUUUUAGAAAAUAUUUUGUAAUGCUGUUGAUCUCUAUAAGUGAAGUCUCAUAGACAUAUCGUAAAUAAUAGUCGUUGAAAAUAUUAGUACAUGAGUGAGAAGAAAAAUAAUACAAAUAUUAAGGAUGUCAUGAGUUAAAAUUAAAAAUUAAAUUUAUCUUAUAUUUUCAACAAAAUGAUCAUAAUUUUAAAAAAAGGGGUUUUGCAAUUAAGUUAGCUAAAAGUUCAAGCGCUUUUUGGGGAAAAAAAAACAAACAUUUGAAAGUACGUUGGGAUGAACUCAGGUCUGCUGAUAUAUGCUUACUCGAUGUUUAAAUGGCCAUGUAAAGCUGCUCAAUUUUUGACAUUGAUUAAAAAAAACAUCCUCUGCUCCAGUUGUGUUUUUUAAUAUAAUACCUUACCGCAAAAAAAAAAGAUGAUACUCCAAAGAACUAGGUUGAGGUUGAGUACAGUAAAAGCUCAAAAGUCAGUAACUGGGAAUAUACAAUAAGUUAGAAAGCUGCAAAACUUUUAAUAUCAAACCGCUGUUUCUUAGUAUCCUUAUACCAUCAUUAUAUUUUCAAGCAAAUAAAGUAUAAGUCGAAGGCAUGUUUGCAGAAUGGUUUUUACUACAACAAAGAAUGACACCUUGAAUAUUUUUGAUAUAAUUAACAUUGGAAUGCAGAGUGGUAAAUUAAACUUUUUUUUCUCACCCAUUUAUAUAUUUUGUUUUUCUUUAAUAUUUACAAUGAAGAUGUGAGAUCAAAUUUUUUAUUACUCUUUUGUAGGAGGAGAGAGAACUGUUGCUCAUUUACAAAUGUUAUUAUUUUCAGGCUGUUAAUGUCUUAGACAACACUAUUUCAUUGUGAAUUAUUUUUUACAUAGUUGUAGUUUGUGUAGAAUGCUAUAUUUUAUUGAUUGUAUAUGUCAUGACAAAUUGUGAUAUUAAAACGAGAUUCACCAUUUUUAUAACUGAAUACCAUUUGAAAUUGAAAGCAUUUUUAAAAGUGAUUGUAAUUGGGGUCCAAAUAGACUCAUUUUAUUUAAAAUUGGUGAAUGUUUUGAAGAAAUAAAUUAAAAACUGAAUUUACCGGUGGUAACAAUCAAUCGUAGUGCAUGUAGUUGGUGAUCUUCAGUGAUAAGAGAAAAUACACAAUCCAUUUGUUUAUACAGAAAUUAAUAUGCAUGAAAAAUGUACAAUAAAAUCAAAAAUAUAUAAAGAAUAGUAGCUA